Messenger RNA from Xiphias gladius (swordfish), 1068 nucleotides. It is a transcript of the gene park7, whose product is annotated as parkinson protein 7. Lineage: Eukaryota; Metazoa; Chordata; Actinopteri; Istiophoriformes; Xiphiidae. Gene Ontology annotation, cellular component: nucleus; cytosol. The record is from RefSeq and is a predicted model, not a curated record. The transcript has 6 exons. Gene Ontology annotation, molecular function: protein deglycase activity. Bases 132 to 701 code for a protein of 189 amino acids. Gene Ontology annotation, biological process: guanine deglycation, glyoxal removal; protein deglycation, glyoxal removal.
GGAUGGAAGGGCCAAUCUGGCAACCCUGCCCCUGUCAAAAAUCUCACUGCAGAGUAUGCCAGUUCCUGCUGGAAGUUGCACACUGAAGUUAGCGUCGUUGCACCUGGUACUGGCAUAACUGCAAGCUAACCAUGGCAGGAAAGAGGGCAUUAGUAAUCCUGUCUAAAGGUGCCGAGGAGAUGGAAACUGUUAUCCCUGUGGACAUCAUGCGUAGAGCUGGGAUUGCAGUGACGAUUGCAGGACUGACGGGCAAAGAGCCAGUCCAGUGCAGCAGAAACGUCGUCAUCUGUCCCGAUGCCAGUCUGGAGGAUGCCAGCAAACAGGGCCCUUAUGACGUGGUGCUUCUGCCAGGAGGUAUGCCAGGGGCCCAGAAUCUGGCAGAGUCUCCUGCUGUGAAGGAGGUGCUGAAGGAUCAAGAUGGCAAGAAGGGCCUGAUUGCAGCCAUCUGUGCAGGCCCCACUGCUCUCCUGGCACAUGGCAUCGGUUACGGCAGCACAGUCACUACACAUCCUGCCAUGAAAGAGAAGAUGAUGGCUGGAGACCACUAUAAAUAUUCAGAGGCUCGAGUACAGAAGGAUGGACAUUACAUCACCAGCCGUGGGCCAGGAACCAGCUUCGAGUUUGCGCUGACAAUUGUAGAGGAACUUAUGGGGGCUGAGGUUGCAGCUCAAGUCAAGGCUCCUCUUAUUAUGAAAGACUGAAUGUAGCUCUGUGCACUUACAUCCUGCAAGCAGCACUGCCCACUAUACAUGCCUGGCACUACUGAGACAGUUAAUCCAAUGUAGCUGGCACAAAGAGUCAAAGUAGCUAGUGACAAAUCAUUUUCCCGAGGGGACAUAGGAUGUUUCCAUUCUGACAGGUUAUUGUCUUCCUUUGUCUUUCUUAGUUGGCAAUGAAAGGCACCCUUGUGUUAUCUAACACUGAAAAACAAUAUGAAUAAUAACUGCACAGGCGUUCCAAAUGAGAUGCAAUUGAUUUAGUUUCUUUGUACUUUUUUCCACAAAUUGCUAGAUCAUUGUUCUGACUGCUUUUAUUGUUUCAUUGUCAUUAAAGCAUUAAUGUGACGAA